CGCUAAGACCAAGCGGAACUCUCAUCGCCCGUCCAGCAGUGGGCCCUCACGAGGGUCCUCCUCGCCUCUGUGCGGUGAUUGGGUGGAAGAUGGCGCUGGGCGAAUGAAAAAUCCUAAUGACAGUUUCCAAAUUUGCCUCUUUUUGUACCAUGGUAAGUAAAUGGCAUCUACUACACACAUUUGAGGAUGGCGCGACAACCGUAGUUGUGUUGUUUCCAUCUUGCGUGGCAGGGAAGAUGGUUAAAAUCGUCUACUUUUCCGUUGCUACCCAGUCAGUCUUCCUAGCUACUAGCUUCACUGACACGACAAUCAUGUUUUCGUCUCACGUUCUUUAUAGUUAGCCUAGCUAGCUAUGUUAAUGUCGUAGGUCUACGUUGUUAUAUAUUAGUUGUUUAUGUAUUAUCUUACAUUUUAAUUAACGAAGACAACAAAUCAAAUGCUGUGCUCAUAUCCGCCUACAAUAUGACCUAGUGACCGCACCGCAUAACUCUGCUGCUUCAGCACCUUGUUACCGCGUUUAGCUUGCACAUUCAUUUUGCAGCAAAUCAGUGUGGGUGUCAAGGCAUUUGAACACUGGACACGACAACCACCAUAGUUCAUUGUCAAAUCUAACAAAGUUUAUGGUCCACAAUUGGUAACUACAUUUGAUCACACCUGUACUUUUCCUGGAUGUCAACGAUAAUUUAGGUAGCCAGCAUUUCCAGAUAGCUCGCUGUAGUCAGAUAGGGUGCUACAAUGUUGUGACAUGAUACAGUGAGUUGUCUUCCUGAACACCAAACCACUUUGAGCUGUUUCUGGGACACAGUGGAUGAGGACAUGAUCAGCUGCGCUCAGUAGAUUGCUAGAUAAGUCUGACAUGUUGUUCCAUGUCUUGCAAAGAUAGCUAACUCUUUAUUUUGGCAAACGUCAUUUAUUUGGAUAAUAAAUUGGGUUUUGUUUUGUUUAUUUUUUGUCUUCAUAACCAGCCUCCGGCAAUGUAGGCCUACUCAGGAAAUCCUGGUUGUGGUGCCUUUGCACAGCCUGUUAUGUCAGCCAUGUUCCAUUAUCAAAGAAUGACCCCCUCCUCCCACUGACAGCCGUUGGCAUUGGAUAUAAAAUAGCAUUUAGAACUAUUGAUUGAUACACACUCCCAUAGACCUAUGCUAAAAAAAAAUAUCAGCACUUUGUUUCUGUGUUCCAGGGCGCCAAUGCCUCCGCUCUGGAGAAAGAGAUUGGCUCAGAGCAGUUCCCUGUCAACGAGCACUACUUCGGAUUGGUCAACGUAAGUGAGAGUGCCGUAGUUCACAUGCACAUGUGUGCAUAAUCCGUGUUACAGAUCACAUGUGCCUUCUGCAUAUAGAUGGUUAAAAUCGGUGUGCAUCCAGCUCUCAGCCUCACUUUUGCUUCAUCCAUGCAGUUUGGGAACACCUGCUACUGUAACUCGGUGCUGCAGGCUCUGUAUUUCUGCCGUCCAUUCCGGGAGAAGAUCCUGGCCUACCGCAGCCAACCCCGACGCAAGGAGAACCUGCUGACCUGCCUGGCCGACCUGUUCCACAGCAUCGCCAACCAGAAGAGGAAGGUGGGAGUCAUACCACCCAAGAAGUUCAUCACGCGCCUACGCAAGGAGAAUGGUGAGAGGGAGAUCGUAUGCUUGCAGUUCAGGAAUGGAAGAAGAAGUGGAUGGUUGAAAAUGUUGUGGGUGUGGACAUUUUUACGACAGGAGUAAGAAGGAUGAGGUUGACACACUCCCCUGUUCCCUUCUCUCCAUCUCCCCCUGCAGAGCUGUUUGACAACUACAUGCAACAGGAUGCCCAUGAGUUCCUGAACUACCUGCUCAACACCAUCGCUGACCUGCUGCAGGAGGAGAGGAAGCAGGACAAGACCAACGGCCGCCUGGCCAAUGGCUCGCUCGACUCCCAGAACCACAACAGCAACGCCCCGCCCCCCCUCCACCUGGGUCCAUGAGAUCUUCCAGGGAACCCUCACCAACGAGACCCGCUGCCUCACCUGCGAAACGGUACCUACUGUCUGACUCCCCAUGUCAACUAGUGACGUCCCUGUUGUUGUUGUGAUCAGCAGGAUGCAAUACUUGUCGGUGAUACGCUGUAGAGAGAAGUUCUGUUGGCAGGAAGAUGGACAAAAUGAUAUUUUCGUCUGGCUCUAGUCAUGACAGGAUGCUGUUGUUUUCUCCCUACAGAUCAGCAGCAAAGAUGAAGACUUCCUGGACCUGUCAGUGGAUGUGGAACAGAACACGUCCAUCACACACUGUCUCAGGUAACGUCUACAACACCUGACUACAAUAACACAUUACAUACUGACUGACCUGUGCAUUGAUUCUUGCUCCGUGUGACUCCCAAGUACCAUGACCCCUCCCUCUCCUUCGCUCCCUCCAGGGGGUUUAGUAACACAGAGACUCUCUGCAGUGAGUAUAAGUACUACUGUGAAGAAUGUAGAAGCAAACAGGAGGCACACAAAAGGUCAGUAUUGGCAGUGUUGUGUUUAUUGUAAAAGUGAACAUAAAAGUAUUCUUAUUUGAUAACUGUUUUUAUGGCUACUAUAAGGUGUUUGAGGAUGUGUGUCUGCGUCCACUCUGACUCACUUCCCCCCCAGGAUGCGUGUGAAGAAGCUGCCUAUGAUCCUGGCUCUACACCUGAAGAGGUUUAAGUACAUGGAGCAGCUGCAGCGCUACACCAAGCUGUCCUAUCGCGUUGUCUUCCCUCUGGAGCUCCGCCUCUUCAACACCUCUGGAGAUGCAACCAAUCCUGAGAGACUCUACGACCUGGUCGCUGUCGUGGUGCAUUGUGGAAGGUCAGUAUUGUGUCUACAAGGUUGCCUAAAAGUAUCCAAACUGACCCUAAAGGGUGUGAGUUUGUUCCUGACUGCAUUGUCUUGUUUUCAGUGGCCCAAACCGAGGACACUACAAUCGCCAUUGUGAAGAGUCACGACUUCUGGCUGCUGUUUGAUGACGACAUUGUAGAGGUAAGCUAGUCAGUUGUGUGUGUGUGUGCGCGCGAACAUGCAUGUGUGCGCCCUUGUGUCUUGUGCGACCCCACUGAUCCGUGUUGUCUCUCCUUCCCUCUCUGCAGAAGAUAGACGCCCAGGCCAUAGAGGAGUUCUACGGCCUCACCUCUGAGAUCUCCAAGAACUCGGAGUCAGGCUACAUCCUCUUCUACCAGUCCAGAGACUAACUGUCCCUGGAGAGGACAGUGCCUCCCAGUGGAGCAGAGGAGAAAAGCCCAGUGCCUCAGCAGUAGGAAUAAUGGACCAUACUAGUGUAUACCCUCGGUGGUGUCACACACCUGCACAGGUGUCAUUCAUACCUGUGUAUAUGGAGCUACUGCAGCUCAGCCUACUUCCCCCACCCAGUCAGCCUACUUCCCCCCACCCCGUCAGCCUACUUCCCCCACCC
Coregonus sp. 'balchen' is the source of this 3388-nucleotide messenger RNA. The record is from the annotation of a GenBank genome assembly. Lineage: Eukaryota; Metazoa; Chordata; Actinopteri; Salmoniformes; Salmonidae.